Linderina pennispora is the source of this 968-nucleotide messenger RNA. RefSeq names its product 3-hydroxyanthranilate 3,4-dioxygenase 2. Bases 240 to 776 code for a protein of 178 amino acids. The transcript has a single exon. Gene Ontology annotation, biological process: quinolinate metabolic process; 'de novo' NAD+ biosynthetic process from L-tryptophan. Gene Ontology annotation, cellular component: cytoplasm. The record is from RefSeq and is a predicted model, not a curated record. Lineage: Eukaryota; Fungi; Kickxellomycota; Kickxellomycetes; Kickxellales; Kickxellaceae. Gene Ontology annotation, molecular function: 3-hydroxyanthranilate 3,4-dioxygenase activity; iron ion binding.
AAGCAAUCUCUUGGCACAGUAGCUCGCUUGAUCACCAGUAGAAAUCAGCCAGGCGAUUACACACAUCGAUAGUGGCGAGUCGGACAUUGGUAGCAUUGAGGGCCGGCAUGACUAAUUGUCUCCUAGUGCCGCUGUUAGCUAGAGCAAUGCCCAGGGCCGUGGAUGCAAGUGCCCGCUCUCUCCUCCUUUGCUUUACUCUCCAGUGGUCUUUUUCCGCAACCCAUUUAUAUCGCUAAACGAUGCUGCCAAUACCGCUCAACUUCAACGCGUGGCUCGACGAGAACAUGCACAGGCUACAGCCGCCUGUGUGCAACUACGUGUUCCAAGAGGGCAAGGACACCAUGGUGAUGGUGGUUGGCGGCCCGAACUCGCGCACGGACUUCCACAUCAAUCCUACCGAGGAAUGGUUCUUCCAGAUCAAGGGCCGGAUGCUGCUGCGCAUGGCGGAUCCCGGGACACACCAGAUCACAGACCAGUACAUCGAGGAGGGUGGCAUGGUUCUGGUGCCGGCCAACACGCCGCACAGCCCCAACCGGUUCGCCGACACGGUGGGCUUGGUCAUCGAGCGCAAGCGGCCCGGGCAGCAGGAGGCAUUGCGCUGGUACUGCGAGCAGUGCAAUGCUGUGGUGCACGAAAAGUGGUUUAUCUGCAAUGACCUCAACACCGACCUGGUCCCCAUCAUCAAUGCAUACAAGGCCAGUGACGAGCUGCGUACGUGUGGCCAAUGCGGCCACCUCAACCCCAUCGCGUACACGCCCAAGGAGGACUCGGCCUAGGCAGCGUGUUUCUUUGGCCUGGUGUCGAGAGGGCUCCAGCUUUAUGUUUCUUGUCUUUAAUGCAUUAAGCUCAUUAGCCGUGGCUGGCCCUGGCACUCUCCAAUCAGCCAGGCAAAUAAAGCCAGAUAGCGUACAGGGUGUGUCGUACAUCGAUAUCAACAUAGGCAACGGAUGGGAGUGCUUAAUCAAGCA